AUGACUGGAACGGAGAAGAGUUCUCGCUCGUCGCGCGGCGGCGACGCGGACGACGACGACACGGCGAGCACCGCGUCGUCGUCGAGCGACCUUCCGGCCGUGUAUUCUGGCGCGCGUGACGACGUCUACUGCGCGGCGACGGCGACCGAAGCGCUUCUAGACGCGCUGCAGGAGAAGCGAUCCACAACGCGCGAGGCGGCACUCAAGGGGCUGGCGACGACUCUAGCGUCGCAAGUGCACGGGGAGCUCGUGCAGGACAAGUUCGACACUCUCACGCAGGGCUUCCUCUCGUGCCUACGGAAGGGCAAGGCGCCCGAGCAAGUCCUUGCUGCCCGAUGCCUUGGUCUGCUGGCACUCACACUAGGUGCUUCUGACUCGUGCGAGGAGCUGCUCUCCUCGUCGCUGCCGCAUCUGAGCAAGCUGGCUCGCGCUGCUGGCUGUGCCGCCACUCGCGUUGCUUGUCUAGACGCCAUGGCAAUCAUCACGUUUGUGGGGGCCAUGGACGCACAUGCCACGGAGGAGAGCAUGGGCCUACUAUGGCUUGUUGCCAGCCCGCAGGGCACCAGCAAAGCAGUGGUGCCGGCAGCAGUAAGGGGAUCAGCCAUCAGCAACUGGACGCUGCUCCUCUCCACACUGCCCACCUCGCAGCUCUCGCAGUUCCACACCCGCAGUGAGCUAGAAGUUCUCUCCCGCUGCCUGCAAGACGCUGACUUGGGUGUUAGGGGAGCGGCAGGAGAGGCCAUAGCGCUCGUGCACGAGCACUGCCCUGCAGACGCUGCAGACGAACCUGGAACUGGUGCAGGCUCGGGAGGAGGUUCGGCGAAUGGCUUGGCAAAUGGUGGUGGGAGCGGUGCAGUGGAGAGCAGCGACUCGGAUGAUUCGAUCGUAGAUGGGGUGGUGCUGCCUGAUAAAUCCGUGGGAGGUGGGCGCCAGGGCAGUGCAACGGUGCAGAGGGCAGUGGAGCAGAUGCAGCAGAUGACCGUUGGAAGCAGCAAGCAGAUGACCAAGAAGGGCCGCCUCUCGCAGCGGCUGGCCUUCCGGGAGAUUCUCGGGUCUAUUCGGGACAAUGGGCGUUGCUCUGAGACAGUCAUCAAGCUGAAGCAUGGCGACUCACUGCGCGUCGACACGUGGACGCUGACAGUGCAGCUGAAUGCUCUCCGGAGGUUCCUAGCAGACGGCUUCCAACGCCACCUGCAGGACAAUGAGUUGCUGCACCAGGUGUUCAGCUACCAGCCCCGCAUGGAGAAAAAAGAGGUUUUCCAAACCGCUGUUCAGAAGCGCAUGAUCCUCUCUCCAAACUCAGAGACAAGUCGCAAUCGCUCCGUGGCGCGCAGGCGCAGCCGUCUCGCGGCUCAGGAAAGCAACUAUUCCUUUUUUGCGCAUGACGACUGA
This is a messenger RNA of Closterium sp. Yama58-4, 1392 nucleotides long. The record is from the annotation of a GenBank genome assembly. Lineage: Eukaryota; Viridiplantae; Streptophyta; Zygnematophyceae; Desmidiales; Closteriaceae.